Molecule: messenger RNA, 2949 nt
Organism: Haliotis rubra (blacklip abalone)
Lineage: Eukaryota; Metazoa; Mollusca; Gastropoda; Lepetellida; Haliotidae
Product: mucin-5AC-like
Exons: 7
Coding region: 1-2949 (982 amino acids)
Source: RefSeq, a predicted model, not a curated record
AUGGUAACGAAAACUGGUGUUCGCAAAAAGGAAAGAACAAUAACGGCCAAUCUUCGUGAGCAUAUGGGGGCAUGGCAUAUCGGGAAACUCACAGAAGCACCAGGUGCCCGUUCCAGGGGCCUGACGGGCAAGGUGUAUUCCAUCCACAAGCACAGCAGGACAUGGAACGAGGCACGGGCUAUCUGUGAGGCCGAAGGAGGCCAGUUGGCCAAGUUUAACAGAAAUGCCACAUUUGAUGCACUAAUAGCCUACAGAUACUCUGAAGGGGACUUGUGGAUGGUCAACGUAAAAAAAGAUAUCUGGGUUGGAUUACACUCCCCAGCCGCCAAUAACAAAUACCGAUGGGCCAACUGUGAACCGCUGAGCUCUGAUCACUGGACAUCCCCCGGGAGGGUGGAAUCGGGUUCUGAGCUGUGCGUUGUGGCGCGCAGGGACACGUGCACGUGGGAGCCAGAAAUGUGUCGGGAGCGACAUCAGUAUGUAUGUGAGGAGAAAACAGGACCGUGCAGGUACACCCUGACCAAUGGUCACUGUGACGACGGAGCUGAAGCCAAGCGCUUUGUCAAGGUUGAGAACCAAUCAGAAUGUCAGGAAAGAUGCGACAGCGAAUACACGACUGGGCUGCCAUGUUGGAUGUUCGUAUACGACAGUUCGGAUUGUUUGCUGUACUUCGCCAGCAUCCCAUGGCAGUGUGGGGCAUCCACAUCCAAUACGUCUGCUGCUGUUGGAAUCAGGAGCUGCUUCACGUUUCGUUUCCAUGAAUCCACGACAACGAUCCCUGACGAUGACAGCAACUUUCCCAUCACCAGCUGUGACGUGAACUCAACUACAGCCACGCCAACGACUCGAUCUGGAUUAAAUGACACACAAAGCGUCCGUCCUGCAGCAGCAACAACAUAUUCCAGCACACCAGCCACCUCUCAGGCUACAGAGAAUAGUAACGCUCUCGGUAAGGCACAAGGAGACGACCCCGACACCAUGCAAACCACUACUCAGCCUGCCACGAUAACUUCCACUCAGGCUGCGCAGAAUAGUAACUCUCUCUUUAAUGCACAAGGAGACGACCCCGACACCACGCAAACCACUACUCAGCCUGCCACAAUAACUUCCACUCAGGCUGCGCAGAAUAGUAACUCUCUCGGUAAGGCACCAGGAGACGACCCCGACACCAUGCAAACCACUACUCAGCCUGCGCCGAUAACUUCCACUCAGGCUGCGCAGAAUAGUAACUCUCUCGGUAAUGCACAAGGAGACGACCCCGACACCAUGCAAACCACUAUUCAGCCUGCCACGAUAACUUCCACUCAGGCUGCGCAGAAUAGUAACUCUCUCGGUAAGGCACCAGGAGACGACCCCGACACCAUGCAAACCACUACUCAGCCUGCCGCGAUAACUUCCUCUCAGGCUGCGCAGAAUAUUAACUCUCUCGGUAAGGCACAAGGAGACGACCCCGACACCAUGCAAACCACUACUCAGCCUGCGCCGAUAACUUCCACUCAGGCUGCGCAGAAUAGUAACUCUCUCGGUAACGCACAAGGAGACGAUCCGACUACCACGCAAACCACUACUCAGCCCGCCACGAUAACAUCCACUCAGGCUGCGCAGAAUAGUAACUCUCUCGGUAACGCACAAGGAGACGAUCCGACUACCACGCAAACCACUACUCAGCCUGCCCCGAUAACUUCCACUCAGGCUGCGCAGAAUAGUAACUCUCUCGGUAACGCAAAAGGAGAGGACCCCGACACCACGCAAACCACUACUCAGCCUGCCCCGAUAACUUCCACUCAGGCUGCGCAGAAUAGUAACUCUCUCGGUAAUGCACAAGGAGACGAUCCGACUACCACGCAAACCACUACUCAGCCCGCCACAACAGCGACCCCUCAACCUACCACGACAACAACCUCUCAAGCUACCACAACAACGACAACCCAGCCCACUACGACAACGACCUAUCAACCUACCACUUCAACAACUCAACCUACCACGACAACGACCGCUCAACCUACCACGACAACGACCCCUCAACAUACCACUACAACAACUCAACCUACUACGACAACGACCCUUCCACCUACCACGACAACGACCCUUCCACCUACCACGACAACGACCGCUUUCCCUACCACAACAAUGACCCUUCAACCUACCACAACGACCCCACAACCUACCUCGACAACAACAACUCAACCUACCACGACAAUGACAACUCAACCUACUACGACAACGACCCCUCAACCUACUACGACAACGACCCCUCAACAUACCACUACAACAACUCAACCUACUACGACAACUACCCUUCCACCUACCACGACAACGACCGCUUUCCCUACCACAACAAUGACCCUUCAACCUACCACAACGACCCCACAACCUACCUCGACAACAACUCAACCUGCCACGACAACGACCUCUCAACCUACCACGACAACGACCUCUCAACCUACCACGACAACCACCUCUCAACCUACCACGACAACGACCCUCCCAUCAACCACGACAACUCAACCUACCACGACAACGACCACUCCAUCUACCACGACAACGACCACUCCAUCUACCACGACAUCGACCCCUCCAUUUACCUUGACAACGACCACGCAGCCAAGUGCACCAACUACCACGCACUCCACCGUUGCGCAAGGACCUGCCGCAGCACCCCAGACAGAUGUCGACAACACAACAUCUGACAACUGCCCAUGUGAAAUAUGUGUCAAGGUUAAAAAUAGCACCGAGAUCCAAGGCGUCAUUGAUGAGCUGCGUGUGUGGCUGAAAGUUGACCAAUCAACGCUGUCGGCAGUACGAAGGAAGCGGGUAUCCCAGACCGAUGAUCGACCAUCAGCAACUAUCAUUGGCUACUCUGGGGUUGUGUUUAUAACUGCUGUACUGAGUGUGUUUAUCAUAUCCGAUACACUGACCCUUUGUCAACAGUUGGCGAAGAAGAAAUAA